AUGGAGUGGUUAACGAGCGCCGAGGGCAUGAAUGCCCGUCAGGAGCUGGAGGCGUCUGUUCGUGAGCACCACCCUAACUUGCGUGAUGAGGAGAUCGACCUCAUUGUGGACGGUCGUCUACUACGCAUGGUUCGGGAGCGCGCGGCGGAGCAAUCACCUGCGGGCGGCCAGCAAGGGGGAACUGGUGGGGGAGGAGCUGAGCACGAGCCUCCUGGUGCCAUGGGCAUUGGUGGAGGAGUUGUUGCACCAUCCAUUGACACGGGAAUGAUCGGCACGAGCUACGGUCAAUUCAAGUUUGGAGUUGAGCACAUCUCCGUGACGCCGCUGCUAGAGGGAAGGCACGACCUUACCGCGUGGGUCAGCGCUAUCCGACCUCAGCUCCAGUGUGCUGAUUUAUGGCAGUUUUGCAACGGGACAGCACCAAGCCCGGCCCCAAACAACCCCUUGCAACGAAGGGAGUACGCAAAGGGCCAAAUGCUUGCAUUCAUGGUGCUGAACCGCUGUUUUUCUCCUCCCAUCCGAAUGUCUAUCUCUGGUUUCUCUCAGCAAGAGAAAGCCGGGCAGAUAGGAUGGGCAUAUAUCUUGUCUACUUAUCAAGCUCGUGAUGCCCUCCACGCUUCCCUACUUCAGACCCAGUUAGCCCAACUCAGGAAGGGAGAUGAUGAAACGGCGGAAUCCUACUGCAAUAGGGCCCGCACCAUCCGAACGGAGCUGCUGACCAUUGGACAGGAGGUCCACAUGGCCACGUUUGCCGCUCACGUGCUGAAGGGCCUGCCACCGGAGUACGGAUUUCUUUGCCGCAAGCUCGACAUUUCCAGCCCUGGCAUGACGGUGGAACGCCUGUGCAGCGAGGUGUUGAUGGAGGAGCAGGCUCUCUCCAUCGAACAAAGUUACAAGCAGAUCACCAGCGAUGCAUCUGCUUUCUCGGGCGCUGUCAACACCAUCGUGGCUACAACGGGGGUCAACUGGAAGGAAGGAAAAGGGGGAAGAGAGCAGACGGACAAGAAGAAGGAUGGCAAGGGGCGCUGCUACAACUGCAAUGAGGAGGGGCACAUGGCUGCCAAGUGCCCCAACAAGAAGGAGGAUACAACGCCCGCGGCAGCCGCGAGUGUAGCUGAAGGAGACGGGAAGGGCGUGGCGCUCACCGUCGCGUGUUCGGCUGCAAAGUUGCUGGCCAACGACAAGGACUUGUGGUUCCUUGACUCGGGAUGCUCCCAACACAUGACCGGCCGCAAGGAGUGGUUCACGCUCAUGGACAAAGGAGAAAAUCUGCAAUCCGAAGAAGGUGUCACCCGCAUCGUCGCAUCGGGAGGACAAGUGGCUGCAACGGCACGCUACUGCCAUCGUCUUCUCUGCCUUGACCUGAAACCGUGGCCAGCAAGCAACGGCACAACGGCUGCAGCGGCAUGCAACGGCACGGUGGCUGCAUCGGCUUGCAACGGCACGACGGCUGGAGCAGCAUGCAAUGGCACGGUGGCUGCAGCGGCAUGCAACGGCACGGCGGCUGGAGCGGCAUGCAACGGCACGGUGGCUGCAGUGACAUGCAAUGGCAUGACUAAGGCGGUUACUGACGGAGCGGCCAGCCUCAAGACGUACGCGGUGGGCUCCAAGGCAACGCCCAGCCUGUGGCACGCUCGCCUUGGACACGUCCACUUCGAUGCGGUGAAGCGGACAGCCACGAGCGGUGGCGUGUUAGGGAUGGACCUGGAGAAAGGAGAAUCCGCCGCCACCACGUACCGUCAUCGUGGUCCCGGUACCGUCCGUGCAAGGGGGCGAGCAACCCCUUAA
Molecule: messenger RNA, 1788 nt
Organism: Closterium sp. Naga37s-1
Lineage: Eukaryota; Viridiplantae; Streptophyta; Zygnematophyceae; Desmidiales; Closteriaceae
Source: the annotation of a GenBank genome assembly